Oryzias melastigma (Indian medaka) is the source of this 2749-nucleotide messenger RNA. RefSeq names its product Ras association domain family member 10b (gene rassf10b). NCBI's taxonomy places the organism in Eukaryota, Metazoa, Chordata, Actinopteri, Beloniformes, Adrianichthyidae. The record is from RefSeq and is a predicted model, not a curated record. The coding region runs from base 755 to 2050 and encodes 431 amino acids. The transcript has a single exon. Gene Ontology annotation, biological process: signal transduction.
GUGCGUUCAAAACUGACAUAUUUACAUUUGCAUCUUCAUGCAUUUGUUUGACAUGGGCUCUUCUAGAAUGUGUUUAUUGUUGUUUGGAUUUAAGACACAUUUUAAGUUGCUUCUUUUAUAUAUAUAUAAGGGGGUACACUCUUACAGAUGCACCCCUUAACCAAAAGAACAGAUUAAAAAAUGCAAAACAUUAAAAUUAUAAAUAAGAACAAUUAUAAUAUUCUGUUGUUUUGAAUUCAAUUAUAUUAUUUUCUUGUUUUUUAAUGUAAUAUUUUCUUCAUGCAUGGGAGUUAAAGUGAGGUAUUUUGUCAAGGGUACUCACAAUUAUGAGAGCAACCUUCACUUGUGGCCAUUGCUACAGAUCCUCUUUGGUUACUCCUGCCAAGACUUGAAACAACAACCCACUUCCUAAUUGUUGCAUUUUAUUUAUGUUUUAACAUAUUUAUCUGGUGACCUUUAAUAAUUCAGUUAAAUGAUGAAGAAAUGUCUCCAGAUUGGAGGUCAUGAAUGCGCGCAAAUGCUUGGCUGACUUUGGUGGUCAUGUGAUCCAUCACAGCAGGCAGGACCACUUCCACGCACCAAGUAUUUCCCAGGACGUCUGAAAUGGCAACAGAUGACUUGGAGAAACUUCCUCUCGGAUGAGGAGAUUGGGGACGCAGUACGCACGCACGCUGGUGCCCGGAUUGAAAUCUCUUCAGGAAUGCCUCUUCCCUCCGUUUGUCUUUGAUACACAGACGUUUGGCAGAGAGCACAGAUGGAGUCAGAAGAAAGUAAGAUAUCAGUGUGGGUCUGUCGAGAAGAGAAGCUGGUGCUGGGCUUGACGAAGCGAACCACCUGCGCGGAUGUGGUCAAAGUGCUCCAGGAGGACCAAACGCAGCAGCACGGAGUCUCCAAGGCGCAGCCGUACUGCAUCGUGGAGAAAUGGAGAGGCUUCGAGAGGAUUUUACCAAACAAAACCAAAAUCUUACGCCUUUGGUUCGCUUGGGGGGACGAGCGGAUGAACGUCAGGUUCGUCCUGGUGAAAAGUGAGGCGUCUUUUUCCAAACACGCAGCGCGGAGUUCGGAGGCGCGCGUGGUGCCCAGCAAGCAGAGCCCGCGCGUCACCAAGGGGGGAGCUGCGCGGUCCCCCAUGGGGGGCAUCUCGCCCGAGAAGCAGCGACGGAUAGUCAGGAAAGCCUUCAGAAAGUUGGAGAAGAUGAACAAAAAGAAGACGCGCGCCGCGCAGGGGGACGCGUCAUGCGCAGAGCGGAUGGAGACUCUGGUACAUGUGGUGGUUUCUCAGGACCACACCAUCCGCCAGCAGAUCCAGAGGAUCACAGAACUGGAUGCAGAGAUUGAAAAGUGCGAGGCUAAGGUGCAUUUUGACAGAAUCAAAAGACAUGGGGUUAAUUACGUUCAGAACACCUAUUUGGGUGCUGCUCCAGGCUGCAGCCCAGAGGGGUUCGGGAAGGCUGCAAGUGGGAGUCUGGCUAAGUUAGAGGAGUAUGCGCGCGCGUGCGAGGAGGUGCUUGGCUUGCAGGAUAAACUGUGGGAGCAGGAGGCUAUCAUCGACCAAAUCACAGCUGAGAUCCAGGAGGAGCUGAACCAGCGCUGGAUGCAGAGGAGGAAGGAGCUGCAGAGCAGGAGCAGCCGGGGAUCACCGGCCUCAGAGAAUGACUCGUUCGUGGAGGAAGACAGGAUCAAAACGCAACUAGAUGCCAGUUUAUACAUCGGUCUGCGCCUCAACGCGGAUUUAGAAGCUAUUAGGAGCGAUUUAGGGCUGUCCCAGCAGAUUUGCGCGGAGAGGGAGAAGGAAAUGAGGGAUUUGCUGGAGAAAGUGAACAGUUUGGAGGUGGAGGAGGGGCUGCUGGGUGAUGGAGAGAGAUGCAGCCACGGGACAGACGAUAAGAAGAAGUUGAUGAGCACUUUGGAGAGCAAAGGCGGGUGGGUGGAGCAGGCCAGAGGGCUGUCCAAAGACCACAGUGUGAACGACGAGGAUUCAGACACUGGCUUAAGUUCUCUGCACAGUCAGGACUCAGACAGCCUCCCUGUGUGGGAAUCACUGGUUUAGGAUUUGACUUUUCCAUAAAAAAAACAAAAGGAAAGCAAUCUCAGGGAUGAUAAAGAAUAAGCAAUAACCCAUCCAUCAUCUUUAUAAUACUUUAAUCAUGAAAAAAUAAACUUUUGUUCCCUAAAGAUGCUUAAAGACCUAAUAUUUUGUGCUUAUUUUGUCACAAAAAUGCCCAUUAAUAAAAGACUAGAUGCAAUUUCUAGCAUUCUUCUUUUGUUUUUGCAGUUCUGGGGAAAACAGAGGUGUUGGGGCAAACAUUAUUAUCUCAGCUUUCACACUUUCCCAGACACAAUAACAAAGUCGCGACUUAUUGUGAACCACUGAGCCAAAAUAGAGGAAUCAAACGGAAGCAGAAAUGUCUCCUGAGCCCUCAAUCACACACUUCUAUCCUAAAAAAAGAAAACAGACAGGGGCUGGAUAUAUGGGCAAUGGAGGGUAGUGCCCCCUUAAAUGCUGUAACUGUACCCCCAAUGUGAUGGGCCGCAGAUAUCCAGAAUUAAUGAUAGAAAUAAAAAUUACACACACAAAAAAAGCAAAAGCCAAUAAAUAAAAUAAAAGACAAAAAAAGUUAGGACAGAGAUGGACAAAUGAAGAGACAGACAUAAAAAAGGAGGAAACCCCUCCCAGUUACUGAGAGCUCUGUUUACUUGCUCUCCUGCCAAAGGGGGAAAAAAAUUUAAUCCUAAAAAAAAAAAAAAA